AUGGUUCUCAAAGUUGGCAUUAAUGGCUUUGGACGUAUAGGCAGGGUGAUUUUUAGGACAUGUUUAGAAAACACUGAUUUGGAGGUAAAGGCGAUUAAUGACCCGGCUGUAGACAUUGAAUAUAUCAGUUACCUUAUAAAGUUCGACUCGACUCACGGCAAAUUAAAAUGGGAUGUUACAUACGCAGACAACGAGAUUACUAUUAAUGGAAAUAAAAUAAAAGUUUUUCGCGAGAAAAACCCAUCAAAUAUACCGUGGCAGUCAGCAUCUAUUCAAUACGUUGUGGAAGCAUCGGGAAUUUUCACUAACUACGAUAAGGCGUCGGGCCAUUUAUCGAGUAAAUGUGUCAAACGAGUAUUGGUGACAGCCCCCAGUAUCGACGUUCCAAUGUUGAUAAUAGGCGUUAACGAAGACAGAAUAAAUAAAGAUCAGAAAGUAAUAUCUUGCGCGUCGAGUACUUUAUACUGUUUGGCUCCAAUUAUUAAGGUUUUAGAAGAUAACUACAGAGUUGAAGAAGGUUUUAUAACUAGCAUCCAUGCUAUGACGCCAUCUUUGAAACCGUUGGAUGGAUUGUGUUUAAAGGGAAAGCACUGGAGGGACCAUAGAAGCAUCCACCAGAACAUAAUACCGGCUGCUACGGGCGCCUGUAAAGCCCUCGGGAAGAUCAUACCGGGUGUUAGAGACAAACUGACGGGCUUAGCGUUCAGGGUACCUGUUGUUAACGUCUCUGUACUCGAUAUAACUAUACGAUUAAACAAAAGCACAUCAAUCGGGCACAUUGUUAAAAGUGUUGAAGACCAGGUGAGAUCUCCAUUGAAGAAUAUUAUCAAGACUAGUAAUGAUGAGGCAGUGUCCUCAGAUUUUCUUGGCGAAGAGAAGUCUUGCAUCCUCGAUGUCAACUCCUGUUUACAACUGACACCAAAUUUCUUUAAACUUAUUUGUUGGUACGAAAACGAAUAUUCCUAUGCAUGCAGAGUCGUCGAUUCAAUUAAGUUUUUGGAGAAAAUUUGUCAAUUGGAACUGGUGCCAAAGAAUAUUUUCAGGAGGCUUUCGGUGACGCCCAGACUAUCCAAGGAAAGGCCGAUACCGUUUUACAAUAGAGAUUUAUUUUGUAAUACUUUAAUACAAAAUAGAUCUAAGCUGUACAUGCCCCAUGAGUUCAAUGAAAGACCACCGACCCCAAUGAGUUCGAGGCAACAUUUAGAUAUACACAAUUCAGGAUCCAUGCAAUCUAUCUGCGAUCAGAAACAAAUUUACCCUCCACAAAAUAGAACAUCGCUAUUUCAAAGCUGCGCACCAUUCGAAACUUCGGACAAAGAACGUAAAAAUUAUCAAAAAACUCAGGAACGUUUGGAAGAAGUGAAAAAGGAGUUCUCGAAAAUGGUAGACAUGACAGAGAAACUUUUGAAGAAAUCGAAAGAGAGUAAUUCACAUCUCGAAACUAGUGCACCAAAAGAACAAUACAAAGAAGAAAAAGAUAUUAAAAAUGAUUUGUUACGUGAAAAAAUAACGCCUAUUGUGGUUGAUAAUAAGAUUAUUGAUAAUAAAGACGAAAAUCUCAAACAUUCAGAUGAUGAACAAGUACAGGAGAUCAAAGACGAUGAAUUUAACGAUUGUUCUAGACUUAGCGACCUGGGAACGUCAAUCGAUGAAAAUGACAGUUCAAAUGACAUUAGAUCUGUCAAAAAUUUAAAUAUUAUAACAGUUAAUAAUGUAGAACACAUUGAGAAGCCUACACAUAACAAAAGCAAUGAUGAUAUAAUAAAAGAUAAAUUUCAUUGUGAAAAAAAUUAUCAUCGUGCCGUAGAAAAUAAAAACAAAUUGAAUGAAAAUUGUACUAAAGAGCACAGUGUGAUUUUGAGCACUAAGAUCAAAAACAAAACCGAAUUAGAAACCAGUGAAUCGUGCUCAACUUCUGGAGAAAAACAAGAGAAUGAAACUAAAAACUCCAUCCCCAAUAAAACUAACGCCAUUGAUAUGAAAAAGAAAAUUAUAGGAGAAAUUAUAAAAAAGAUGUCAAAAGAUACGACGGAAGAGACUAAUGAUGUCAGUUUCAUUUAUAAAAAAACAUCGAUAACCAAUGCCGUGGGAAAUAAACUGAACGAUAUUUACGAUAAAUUGGACAGCACUAGUGCAACGGAUUCCGAGAAUUCCUUCCAAAUACACGAAAGAAAAUCACAAGUCAUCGAACUAACAGAUCUCACUAACUCCAUAGAAGACCUCGCCCGCUUGGACAAAAUAUGUAGAAUCAUAGAAAUUUCCGACGAACUAUCAGACAAAUUACUAUCAGCCCUGGAUAAAAAAGAACCGAAUCAUAAGAGGAAGAAGUGGUCCUUCAAGGACUUGUGUGAAACCAUAAAGUUGGAUGAGUUCUGUAAUAAAGUGUUCGGUUCCCAGACAAGCAAAUAA
Messenger RNA from Danaus chrysippus (African queen), 2409 nucleotides. Lineage: Eukaryota; Metazoa; Arthropoda; Insecta; Lepidoptera; Nymphalidae. The record is from the annotation of a GenBank genome assembly.